GGGCGCGCGUAGGGGGCGUGGCCGGGCGCGCGGCAGGGCGCGAGAGCGCGCCCGCGGCGGCUGUGGCGGAGACUGUGCGGGGGGCGGGGAACAUUGGCUAAGGCGACAGUGGAGGCUUAGGCACCGGUGGCGGUGCUGCUCGGCGCGCGGCCAGCUUUCUAGUUCGGAACGGAACCCUUGGCGUCGCGGGCUCCGCCCAGAAAGUUUGCCGUGGAGUCGCGACCUCUUGGCCCGCGCGGCCCGGCAUGAAGCGGCGUUGAGGAGCUGCUGCCGCCGCUUGCCGCUGCCGCCGCCGCCGCCUAAGGAGGAGCCGCAGCACCCUGGGCCACGCCGAUGACUACUGCAAACUGUGGCGCCCACGACGAGCUCGACUUCAAACUCGUCUUUGGCGAGGACGGGGCGCCGGCGCCGCCGCCCCCGGGCUCGCGGCCUGCAGAUCUUGAGCCAGAUGAUUGUGCAUCCAUUUACAUCUUUAAUGUAGAUCCACCUCCAUCUACUUUAAACACACCACUUUGCUUACCACAUCAUGGAUUACCGUCUCACCCUUCUGUUUUGUCACCAUCGUUUCAGCUCCAAAGUCACAAAAACUAUGAAGGAACUUGUGAGAUUCCUGAAUCUAAAUAUAGCCCAUUAGGUGGUCCCAAACCCUUCGAGUGCCCAAGUAUUCAAAUUACAUCUAUCUCUCCCAACUGUCAUCAAGAAAUAGAUGCACAUGAAGAUGACCUACAGAUAAAUGACCCAGAACGGGAAUUUUUGGAAAGGCCUUCUAGAGGUCAUCUCUAUCUUCCUCUUGAGCCAUCCUACCGGGAGUCUUCUCUUAGUCCUAGUCCUGCCAGCAGCAUCUCUUCUAGGAGCUGGUUCUCUGAUGCAUCUUCUUGUGAAUCGCUUUCACAUAUUUAUGAUGAUGUGGAUUCAGAGUUGAAUGAAGCUGCAGCCCGAUUUACCCUUGGAUCCCCUCUGACUUCUCCUGGUGGCUCUCCAGGGGGCUGCCCUGGAGAAGAAACUUGGCAUCAACAGUAUGGACUUGGACACUCAUUAUCACCCAGGCAAUCUCCUUGCCACUCUCCUAGAUCCAGUGUCACUGAUGAGAAUUGGCUGAGCCCCAGGCCAGCCUCAGGACCCUCAUCAAGGCCCACAUCCCCCUGUGGGAAACGGAGGCACUCCAGUGCUGAAGUUUGUUAUCCUGGGUCCCUUUCACCCCAUCACUCACCUGUUCCUUCUCCUGGUCACUCCCCCAGGGGAAGUGUGACAGAAGAUACCUGGCUCAAUGCUUCUGUCCAUGGUGGGUCAGGCCUUGGCCCUGCAGUUUUUCCAUUUCAGUACUGUGUAGAGACUGACAUCCCUCUCAAAACAAGGAAAACUUCUGAAGAUCAUGCUGCCAUACUACCAGGAAAAUUAGAGCUGUGUUCAGAUGACCAAGGGAGUUUAUCACCAUCCCGGGAGACUUCAAUAGAUGAUGGCCUUGGAUCUCAGUAUCCUUUAAAGAAAGAUUCAUCUGGUGAUCAGUUUCUUUCAGUUCCUUCACCCUUUACCUGGAGCAAACCAAAGCCUGGCCACACCCCUAUAUUUCGCACAUCUUCAUUACCUCCACUAGACUGGCCUUUACCAGCUCAUUUUGGACAAUGUGAACUGAAAAUAGAAGUGCAACCUAAAACUCAUCAUCGAGCCCAUUAUGAAACUGAAGGUAGCCGAGGGGCAGUAAAAGCAUCUACUGGGGGACAUCCUGUUGUGAAGCUCCUGGGCUAUAAUGAAAAGCCGAUAAAUCUACAAAUGUUUAUUGGGACAGCAGAUGAUCGAUAUUUACGACCUCAUGCAUUUUACCAGGUGCAUCGAAUCACUGGGAAGACAGUCGCUACUGCAAGCCAAGAGAUAAUAAUUGCCAGUACAAAAGUUCUGGAAGUUCCUCUUCUUCCUGAAAACAAUAUGUCAGCCAGUAUUGAUUGUGCAGGUAUUUUGAAACUCCGCAAUUCAGAUAUAGAACUUCGAAAAGGAGAAACUGAUAUUGGCAGAAAGAAUACUAGAGUACGACUUGUGUUUCGUGUACACAUCCCACAGCCCAGUGGAAAAGUCCUUUCUCUGCAGAUAGCCUCUAUACCCGUUGAGUGCUCCCAGCGGUCUGCUCAAGAACUUCCUCAUAUUGAGAAGUACAGUAUCAACAGUUGUUCUGUAAAUGGAGGUCAUGAAAUGAUUGUGACUGGAUCUAAUUUUCUUCCAGAAUCCAAAAUCAUUUUUCUUGAAAAAGGACAAGAUGGACGACCUCAGUGGGAGGUAGAAGGGAAGAUAAUCAGGGAAAAAUGUCAAGGGGCUCACAUUGUCCUUGAAGUUCCUCCAUAUCAUAACCCAGCAGUUACAGCUGCAGUGCAGGUGCACUUUUAUCUUUGCAAUGGCAAGAGGAAAAAAAGCCAGUCUCAACGUUUUACUUAUACACCAGUUUUGAUGAAGCAAGAACACAGAGAAGAGAUUGAUUUGUCUUCAGUUCCAUCUUUGCCUGUGCCUCAUCCUGCUCAGACCCAGAGGCCUUCCUCUGAUUCAGGGUGUUCACAUGACAGUGUACUGUCAGGACAGAGAAGUUUGGUUUGUUCCAUCCCACAAACAUAUGCAUCCAUGGUGACCUCAUCCCAUCUGCCACAGUUGCAGUCUAGAGAUGAGAGUGUUAGUAAAGAACAGCAUAUGAUUCCUUCUUCAGUUGUACACCAGCCUUUUCAAGUCACACCAACACCUCCUGUGGGGUCUUCCUAUCAGCCUAUGCAAACUAACGUUGUGUACAAUGGACCAACUUGUCUUCCUAUUAAUGCUGCCUCUAGUCAAGAAUUUAAUUCAGUUUUGUUUCAGCAGGAUGCAACUCUUCCUGGUUUAGUGAAUCUUGGCUGUCAACCACUGUCAUCCAUACCAUUUCAUUCUUCAAAUUCAGGCUCAACAGGACAUCUCUUAGCCCAUACACCUCAUUCUGUGCAUACCCUGCCUCAUCUGCAAUCAAUGGGAUAUCAUUGUUCAAAUACAGGACAAAGAUCUCUUUCUUCUGCAGUGGCUGACCAGAUUACAGGCCAGCGUUCUUCUCAGUUACAACCUAUUACAUAUGGUCCUUCACAUUCAGGGUCUGCUACAACAGCUUCCCCAGCAGCUUCUCAUCCCUUGGCUAGUUCACCGCUUUCUGGGCCACCAUCUCCUCAGCUUCAGCCUAUGCCUUACCAAUCUCCUAGCUCAGGAACUGCCUCAUCACCGUCUCCAGCCACCAGAAUGCAUUCUGGACAGCACUCAACUCAAGCACAAAGUACAGGCCAGGGGGGUCUUUCUGCACCUUCAUCCUUAAUAUGUCACAGUUUGUGUGAUCCAGCUUCAUUUCCACCUGAUGGGGCAACUGUGAGCAUUAAACCUGAACCAGAAGAUCGGGAGCCUAACUUUGCAACCAUUGGUCUGCAGGACAUCACUUUAGAUGAUGAUUUGUUUACCAGUAAUAAUUUUGACUUGCUUCAGUUGAGACCUACGUUUUGGCCAGUCCCAGCAGGAAGAUAUCUGAGGCAUCUAGAGUGAACGAGAUAAUUGGGAGAGACAUGUCCCAGAUUUCUGUUUCCCAAGGAGCAGGGGUGAGCAGGCAGGCUCCCCUCCCGAGUCCUGAGUCCCUGGAUUUAGGAAGAUCUGACGGGCUCUAACAGUGCUCACUGCAGCCUUGUGUCCACCACCAACUUCUCAGCAUGUUUCUCUCCUUGGACCUUGGGUUUCCAACUCUGCAGCCUUCAGGUCUGGAGCCAGGAGUGGGACCCACCAUUUGUGGGAAAGUAGCAUUCCUCCACCUCAGGCCUUGGGUAGAUUUGGCAAAAGAACAGGAGCAGCAUAGGCUGUUUGAGCUUUGGGGAAAUGAGCUUUGCUUUUUAUAUUUAACUAGGAUACUUUUAUAUGAUGGGUGCUUUGAGUGUGAAUGCAGCAGCCUCUCUUGUUUCCGAGGUGCUGCUUUUGCAGGUGACCUGGUUACUUAGCUAGGAUUGGUGAUUUGUACUGCUUUAUGGUCAUUUGAAGGGCCCUUUAGUUUUUAUGAUAAUUUUUAAAAUAGGAACUUUUGAUAAGACCUUCCAGAAGCAAAAAAAGAAAAAAAAAAUAUCCCAAGCCCACACCUAUGCCUCAGAAAGUCAGCAUGUGUCCUGAAGACUUUCAUAGAUUUAUAGGAAAUAAAGCCAAAUGUAGCUCAUACCUCUUUAUAAAACUAAACUGUUGUUAGAUAAAAUGAGAAGAGACCAUUCCAUCAUUGAAGUGUUGGAAUAUAAAAAGACAUUCCAGAGCAUAGCCUUUUGGUAACUUUCUAGGUAAUCUUGCAAUCUCUCCAUACUGGCUUCAUGUUGAAAUUGCUUUUUCCCUCAGGACCCUGGGUAAGAUGGCUACAUUUAAGGUGACUCUGAAUGGUGGGGUUUUAGCUUGGUCACUUUCAUUUCUUGCCAUCAUAAAAACUAGGAGGCUGUGGAGUGCUCUUCCUGUUUGUGUCGUCUGGUCCUAGAACCUUUUCCAAACAGAAGCAUCUGCCUUUGGCUGUUCUGUGACCUUUGAAGCCAGUCUCACAGUGGUUUAGGCAGCUUUGCAGUUCUAACUCUUCUCUAGAGGCCAGGCUGUGUGCAGAGCUAAAGCACAAAUGAGCAGUACAUCAGCAUGGGCAGAGAAAAAUACAGGACUCUAGAUGGGAAGGUUUUAAGAGUCACUCUGGCAUGGAAGGCUUAUCUGCCGUUCUGUUUAUAGCCUGAAAUGAUUCUGGCCUACCCUGUCCUGUCUGUAUGAUCUAAAAACCAGCCUUUUCCCCAGAAGGCUCUGAGCACAUCCAGAAGUGAUAACCUGACCCUCCACACCAAAGACACCCUGGUGCUGCUGCUGGUGAGACUGGUGUCCAAGGCAGGGCCCAGCAGAAACUGCAGCCUGCUGUCUACCAAAGGAGGUACCCGAGUUGGGUACUUUAAAAAAAAAACAAACCUGCUCUUACCCCUCUCCCUAAUGGGAUUUUUUACCUGUUCCUGGGCCCAUUACACAGCCUCUGAAGUUUGCAGUAUGCUUUCAAAUGAAAUAAUAUACUUUCAUUGAUUCAGGAAGCAGAUUUUUUGAGUGCCUAUAUGUGAGACAGUGUGCUGGUUGAAGGCCUGAUGCUGUUAUUCCAGGAGACUGCAGGCCCUUGAUGCCAGGACUCUCUCUACUAAGGCCACCUCAGGUCUGGGAAAGGGAGCUGGCCUAUUGCCCACCACCUGUUGUCAGUAGGGUAGGAGCUGUUGACUCAGGAUGAGGAAGUAUGGUCUUUAAAAAAAAUAUAUAUUUUAGAUUUCUCCCCUAAAGUUAGUUAGAGAAAAAGGUCUAUCCUUCAGCAGAUCACUGUGGCCCCUCUUGGAGCUGGGUGUUUUCAAAUUUUCUUGAAAAGUGAGUUGUGUCACAGAAUGUGGAUAGUGAGAUUUGCUUCUGGGCCUGUGGUUGGAAGCCCACAGCUUCCUUUGGAGGGGCAAGAAGUUGGCCUCUCAGUUGACAUUCCAGAGAAAUGGCCAGACUUGCUUCUACCCUUUUGUCCCUGGUGUAGCUGCCUCAUAUGAGGUUAUUGCAAGAGUUCCCCUUGCAAUACCCUUUGGGGGCUGCUUUGCUGCCCUCAAGAAUUAAAAGCCUCUAUGAUCCAGAGUUGCUAUGCACCAAAUUUUGAUGCCUUCUAAAUACCUUGAUGCCUGUAGCACUAGAAAUGCUUUCCUAUUUAAAAUAAACAUUAAAUUUUAAAAUAGAGCUUUGUAUACUAGGUAAGCAGUUUUAUAUCAGCUUUGUAAAAGCUUUGGUGUUGAGUCAAUAUUUUUUGGCUUUGUAGAUAAAGACUUAAAUUUUUGUGCAACAUAGUGGUGUGAAAGCACACAUCCAUUGGACUAUGCAAAUCAAUUUCUAGUAGCAGCACUGAGCAACUGGGCACAUGCUAGUACGCACCCCCUCCUACUCUAACUGGGCUAGCUCUUGGGUUGAGGAAUGGAAUGAGUAGCCUUCUGCUUACUGGAGAUGCACAGAGAAACAUGGCUGAAAACAGCUUUAAAAAGAACAUGUCUUUGAUAUGUGUGGUGUUGCUGCCCAGGUGUAAACUAUCCCCACCCAGGGCCAGCCAUUAUCACCAGACCUCUUCUGGGCCUGGCUGUGAAGCCGUUUUUGGUAUUCAGAAUGGAUCUUUAAGGCUCAGAUGGGCUCAAAUUGAAACCUUGUAUUUUAUAAAAUGGAUGUUUAGUAAAGGAACUGGUUCUCAGUUAUGUUUACAGCACUUGGAAUUGUGUGUUCUUGUACAUUUUGUAUUUUAAAACCUUUUAUGGGAGUGCAGUGCUCCUUACACAAAUACAAAGGGAAGAAGAGCCAGCAGUUGAGGCUCCUCAGUUUUAGUGCUGAAAUAAUAAACAGUGACAGGUCAACAGUA
Messenger RNA from Symphalangus syndactylus (siamang), 6397 nucleotides. RefSeq names its product nuclear factor of activated T cells 3 (gene NFATC3). Gene Ontology annotation, biological process: calcineurin-NFAT signaling cascade; cytokine production; regulation of transcription by RNA polymerase II. Gene Ontology annotation, cellular component: transcription regulator complex. Lineage: Eukaryota; Metazoa; Chordata; Mammalia; Primates; Hylobatidae. The record is from RefSeq and is a predicted model, not a curated record. Gene Ontology annotation, molecular function: DNA-binding transcription factor activity, RNA polymerase II-specific; RNA polymerase II cis-regulatory region sequence-specific DNA binding; transcription factor binding.